Messenger RNA from Cladocopium goreaui, 2454 nucleotides. The record is from the annotation of a GenBank genome assembly. Lineage: Eukaryota; Dinophyceae; Suessiales; Symbiodiniaceae.
AUGGGUGGCCAGAAGGCGUCAUCUGCGAAGGACAAGUUUUCUCGUUGGUUUAAGAACAAGAAGAAGAGCCCAAGCGAGAAAAAUGUUGGUCCUCCGCGCAAAAGCAAGGGCAAAGGAAAAGGAAAGGACCAAGGAAAAGACAAAGGGAAGAGUGGGAAAGGCAAAGGCAAGGGUAAAGUGGGCGAGAGUGAGAGAACUCCACAUGCAAGCCGUCCUUCGUUGAACUUGACUCCGGAUGACAUGGGGAAGGCUGGCGUGAGUGAUGGCUUGAUCCACAAGCUGAUGGCCACCAAGCAGCGUUUGUUGGCAGGCAACGCAGAGGCUGCCCGUGCUGGAGCUGCUCGUGCCGAGCCCGGUGCAUGGAUGGCGGCCAACGCCGAAAAAAACGCCCGAAAGAAAGGCGAUGGAAAGGGGAAAACUGGAAAAAAAGGGAAAGAUGGAAAAGAGAGCCAGUUCGUGCCAGUGGUGAGGGAAGAGCUUGUAGCUCUCAAUAGGCAGAUUGCUUCCCAUGCGCAGGCAAGGGAUUUAGCCGCUGCCCGUUCCGUUCUACAAACAUUGGAGUCGAAGGGUUGGGCCAAUGGGCACACCUACGCGGCUGCAGUCCAUGCGCUCUGUCGCUGCGGGGAUUGGCGCUCGGCUGAGGAAGCCUUGGCACGAGCCGAGAAAGCAGGCCUUUUUAAUCGUGGCGCUGGUGCAGCAUCUGGUCUGAUUACAAGAACGUCCAUGAUUCGUGGCUAUGUUGAGUGUGCACGAGAUCUCGGCAAAGCCCGGGAGUUGCUGGAACGCAUGGAAAAGGAGAAGGUCUUGGCCUCAAAACCAAAUGUGAGAACUGCAAACACCUUUCUACGUGGCUGUUUGAUCUUGGGCUCAGUGAAUGAUGCUGAAACCUUGUUGGAACGGAUGACAACUGUUUGGGCUGCCCAAGAAGAUUGGUACAAGACCCAUGGUGGAAAACCUGAUGCUUCGACCUACGAGUUGGUUGUGUCGCUACUUUGCCAAGCGUUGCGGUAUACAGAUGCUCGCCAAGUCGCUCUUCAAGGAAUCAAAGAAUUGGGCGCCAGUCCGGGCUCUGCGGCCAUGUUUGCUUCCAUUGCACGUGCAGCCAUCAUUUGUGGCAAUGAAGAUGCAGCUGCCCUCAACUUGAAACGUGCACGGAAGAUCCUCUCGCAGGAGGCAGACUUUUCAGAAGCCAAACUUUCCAGUGUGGCUGGCAGUGGAGGGAAGAGGGGCACCCAGAAGUGGAACCGCGACGAGGAGAAAGAUGCCUCCGUGGCAGAUCGAAAAGCCGCGAGGGCGCGCAGCCUGGAGGUUUUUCAAAGUCACCGGCAGCGUGAGAUUCUCUCAGAUAUCAAAGAAGUUGAAGAGUUCAUGGCUAAGCAUCAAGUGCCGUCAGAGAGCUCCAAGAAAAGAAAGAAAGCAGAGGUGGCAAAGAAUCCACUUCAUGCUGGCAUUGAUUUGGAGAACUUGUACAUGAGGACCUUGUGCUUCGAAGAUUAUGGCGACAGUGAGGAGAGUGACUCCUCCAGCUUAGCGGCCCAAAUGUGCCGCAGGCUUUGUCAGAAAUUUGGGCUGGAGAGCGACGGCCCCAUGGCGCAGACGGUCUUGCAACACUUUUGCACUGUCCUUGAGCCGCCAAAGAAAAAGCGAAAGAGGGAUGACCAGAAGAAACCGCCAAGCGGAAGCCCGAGGCUUGAUCUUCGAAGACUCUUUGCUUCGAGCGUUGCAAAAAGCUCAGAAAGCCCACUGCAUCUGGAAAUCUGCAGCGGAUCCGGAGAAUGGCUAUCCUCACAGGCACUGCGGGAUCCCAAUACCAACUGGAUGGCCUGCGAGCUGCGCUUCGACCGCUCUGCACGAUGUUUUCAACGAUUUGCCCUUCGAGAGCUGACUCAGGCAGCCAACGUGGGGAUCAUCGUAGGAGAUGCGCAGAAUGCCUUGGAGAAUCAUUUGAAGAAAGGCUGUUGCUCCAAGAUCUUCAUCAAUCAUCCGGAGCCACCACACCAGACGGACUUGGAUAAAGCUGUGGAACUCGACACAUCUGGUGAAACGGGCACGGAAGCGACACAUUUGCUGACCCUUCACUUCCUACAAAACUCUUGUGCAGCGGUUCUACAAGAUGAGGGACUUCUCACCAUUUGCACCGACAACCUGGGAUAUGGUGAGUGGCUGUUGAACGCCUUUGCUUCCGAACCUUUGAGCAAGCUCUUUCAAGAUGCUCUGAAAGGUAAAGCUGGCAAAGCUGGGCGCAUUUCCGGCCCCAAAUCGGGCAUCAGCCUUCGGAACGAGGCACCGCCCGUGGAGAUCUGCGGAGCGGUGUACCGCACCAAAGGUGCUGGGGGCUCCUACUUCCAACGCUUAAAGGAGAGCGAAAAGGGCUCCAGAGGGGAUGGUGCUGCUGAGGAAAGAUACUACCUGUGUUUGAAAAAGAGGAGCCGCCUGAGUGGCGAAGCCUCGUGA